Messenger RNA from Gekko japonicus, 1249 nucleotides. RefSeq names its product NADP-dependent oxidoreductase domain containing 1 (gene NOXRED1). NCBI's taxonomy places the organism in Eukaryota, Metazoa, Chordata, Lepidosauria, Squamata, Gekkonidae. Gene Ontology annotation, biological process: L-proline biosynthetic process. The transcript is spliced from 6 exons. The record is from RefSeq and is a predicted model, not a curated record. Bases 1 to 1212 code for a protein of 403 amino acids. Gene Ontology annotation, molecular function: pyrroline-5-carboxylate reductase activity.
AUGGCUGAUCUUAUGCUGAAUCUGAAGACCUUUCAACCUGAUUACGGAGCAGAGGCAACUGAGGAGCACCUCCUGUGUUUGAGAAAGUAUGCCAAAGGGCUGACAGUUAAUGCCUGUGCCCAUGCAGUCUUCUUCUGCCAGCUGCUUGAUGCCACCAAGCAGAAACAGAAGAUUCGUGAGAAUGUGCCUCUUUAUGCCCGGGAAUCCAAGGAAAUAAGUCUUCGAAGCCUAAAGAUUGGAAUAAUUGGGGGAGGCCACAUUGGAAAACAGCUGGCCAGAGUGCUCCUGGAACUGGGUGGCUUUCCAGGAAAGAAUAUCCAGAUCUCUACAAGGUGGCCAGAGACUCUGUUAGAAUUUCAGGCACUAGGAGUUGACUGCUUUUACAACAACAGGAAGCUGGUGGGCUGGGCAGACGUUGUGUUUCUCUGCUGCCUCCCUUCCCAUCUGCCAUACAUCUGCUCAGAAGUUCACAAGGAACUCAAACAAUCUUCUAUUGUAUACAGCCUGGUCUCAGCUAUCCCUCUGCCCAGGCUGAAGCAACUCAUUUCCUCCAAUGCUGUCUUGAGGCCACACUACACCUUCACAGACGGCAGCCCCCUCACUUCGUGGGAGAUGAACAGGACAGUUGUGGAAGCGCUCAGAGAUCCAGCUGUUGUGCGGGCUACGUGUCCCCUUGGCCCUAUGGGGGCAAUUGCUGUGAAUCCCAAGUGGCUGGAGGCUGUUUUCUAUGCCACUCUAAACAGUUACACACGUCAGGAUUUAUCCUAUACAGAGGCCCUGAAGUUACUCAAUGAAGUAUGUUUUCAUGAGAAUGUCACCACCUCCUCUGAGGAACAGAAAUCACCACCACCACAACCACUGUUUGUUUGCGAAAGCUUUAUCAAUGAGGCCUUCGCUUCCUCAUUGACACCUGAUGAUACCUUCCCCUGGUUUGACCUGACAGCUGUACAGCUAAAGGAGACUCCCCUUCACCAGCUUCUAGCAACAGAUACGUCUUUCCGGAAUAACAUUGCUUCAUUUUAUUGUAAUGUCAUUGCUCUGUUGGCUGCAGAUUAUGAAGAAAGCAUGGUAGGCAUCCCUAAGAAGAUUCCUCUAUCAGCUGUGCUCUUGCAUCCCACCACAAAUCAGGAAUUAACAGCAUCUGGCACGGAUGGGACUUGUCCAAGUAAUGCAGAGGAGGCAUCUAGUAGUGACUCUGAAGACAUAAAUUAAUUAUUCUGAGAUUCAAGCUGUUUAGAGGUGGGAAGGC